UUGGACCGAGUGGAUUGCACAAAGCAGAAGGAACGCCUUGAAAAAUCACUGGCACUCAGAGAUGGAGCCUUCCCGUACGAUGAACGAAAUCCCCCUGCCAGAAAGUCAACGAACUUACCAUCGGCUCUCCGAAUGCUGCAAAAAGGAGAUGAUAUGACUAAAGAUCACGAGUGUCGACCGUCGGCGACCACCACCGCAGCCCCAAAGAGACGGGGCUCAAUAGCCCCAUUCCAAUGCUUCGGACUUCGUCGCAUCCAAGUUACCCUCACCCGGACGGAAUGCUCUCAGGGUUUCUACGAGUGUACUCCGGAGCCUGGAGCUCCUGGGGACCAUGCAACGCCGUCUCUCAAGAACUGUGGGGAGGGCCUCGUGUACAACCCCUACCAUCAUGGUAUGCGACUCUGGCCAGCAUCUGCGCGCGUUAAUAGACCCCGAAUGCGCGAAUAUUACCACAACCGGCCCCACUCCACAACUACCGUCGGGCACGACCGCUCAUUCCGUAAUGUCACAGAGAAUGUGUUUCUGGCUGUUUUGGACGUGCCGGUGUCGAUGGUGGAGUGCGGGUUCGGUGCCCAUGUGGCUGUGGAUCGGAUAAGUUACAUGGGUUCCCCAUCAAAAGUGACUGCACCUGUUGAUGACGACGGAUAA
Molecule: messenger RNA, 648 nt
Organism: Danaus chrysippus (African queen)
Lineage: Eukaryota; Metazoa; Arthropoda; Insecta; Lepidoptera; Nymphalidae
Source: the annotation of a GenBank genome assembly